AUGAAUCCUGUUAAAUGGCUUCUCAGAAUACUCCUUGUUUUCCUUCUUUCUCACUACUCCUUUUCCGUUGACACAAUAACGCAACAUCACUUCAUCAAAGAUAACAACGAUGAAGUCAUAGUGUCUGGUGGCAAGAUUUUUGCACUUGGAUUUUUCAGCCCCGGAAGUUCCAGGAAUCGAUAUGUUGGCAUCUGGUAUCACCAGAUUCCGGGCAAGACAGUUGUUUGGGUGGCUAACAGAGACAAUCCCAUUAACGAUACCUCGGGGAUUCUCAGAAUCGAUGGUCGAGGAAAUCUUGUCUUGUUCCAGGGAAACCAAACAGUACCUGUUUGGUCUACAAACAUCUCCAUCGCAGGCACUAGGAACAUCAUUGCUCAAAUUUUGGAUUCGGGAAAUCUUGUUUUGAUUCGGAAUGAUUCCAGAAAGACGGUCCUGUGGCAGUGUUUUGGUUAUCCUACAGAUACUUGGCUUUCAUUUAUGAAAAUUGGGUUCAAUUUGAGAACCGGUCUGAACCAAUCAUACACGUCUUGGAAGUCUCCGGAUGAUCCAGGGGUUGGAAACUAUUCCUUCAGGAUGAACCCGGGCGUGUCUCCUCAAAUGGUUUUCUACAAGGGUUCGGUUCCUCUGUGGCGAAGCGGGACAUGGACGGGUCAAAGAUGGAGUGGUAUACCUCAAAUGACAAAUAACUUCAUAUUUAAUGAUUCCUUUGUCAACACUGAUGAUGAAGUAUCGUUCUCCUCCGAUGCAAAGAAUGCCUCCAUCAUAACAAGAUGGGUAGCGAAUGAAACCGGAGUUACACAAAGAGUAAUCUGGAACAAUAAUGCUCAACAUUGGAUUUAUUUAACUAUUCCGAAGGAACAGUGUGAUUUUUACGGGCAUUGUGGGCCAAAUGGUUACUGUAAUCCUUAUGUAGGCGAUUUCGAGUGCACAUGUUUCCCAGGAUUCGAACCCAAAUCGAAAGAAGCAUGGAUUGUAAGAGAUAGGACAGGAGGAUGUGUGAGGAAGCGUGGUGUCUCCAUGUGUGGAAAUGGAGAAGGGUUCGUCAGGUUUCCACAUGCGAAGGUGCCAGAUACUGCGGCAGAUGCACUUGUAGACAUGAGUAUAGGAUUGAAGCAAUGCGAGGAAAAGUGUCCGAGAAAUUUUUCAUGCAUAGCUUAUGCUAGUGCAAACUCUGAAACCAACGGAGGGGUUGGCUGCUUGACAUGGCAAGGAGAUUUGAUGGAUGCCAGGGCAUACACCGAGACGGGACAAGAUCUAUACAUACGAGUCGAUAAAAACGAUUUAGAAAGGUCUAAUCCAAAAGAAGAGAGUGCUUGCGGCUAUUGCAGUUUCUUCUGCUAUAGUGUUUCUCGUUCUUGUUGCCUUCAUGUGUUGCUUGGUACUAAAGCAAAGAAGAGAUUUGAUAUUGAGAAAUUUGAUGGGAGAAUUAAUUUUGGGUUGUGGCAAGUACAAGUCAAGGAUAUACUAAUCCAGUCUGGAUUGUAUAAGGCCUUAAAGGGAAAGCCAGCUUCUUUGUUCGAAGGAAAGGAACCAGAUAAACCUAGUGACAGCAGUGGAGACAAGGGAAAAUCCAAGAUGAGUGAAGAAGAAUGGGAGGAGUUAGACAUGAGAGCAGCAAGUCAGAUUCGUCUCUGUCUAGCCAAAAAUGUUCUUGCUAAUGUUGCUAGAUGGUCAUCAACAAAGGAGCUUUGGGAAAAUCUUGAGGAAAUGUACAAAGCUAAAAGUCUUUCAAAUAGGUUAUAUUUGAAGGAGAAAUUUCACAAAUUGCAAAUGGAAGAAGGUACAAAAAUUUCUGACCACCUUAGUGCACUCAAUGGGAUUGUUUCUGAAAUGGAAUCUAUUGGAGUGGAGAUUGAUGAUGAAGAUAAAGCAUUGAGACUUAUUUGGUCUCUACCAUCUUCCUAUGAGCACAUGCAAACCGUUUUAAUGUACGGGAAAGAGAAUGUGAAUUUUUCAGAAGUGACAAGUAAGCUGAUUUCGGAAGAAAGAAGGCUGAAAAAUGGAGAGAACAAAUCUUCUGAAAGUGAAGCAUUGUCGGUUUGUGGAAAUAGGAAGAAGUAUAAAGGCUCCAAAAAGAAAAUUAUCUGCUGGGGAUGUGGGCAACCUGGACAUCUAAAGAAGGAUUGCAAAAACGGUGGAGCUAAUUCGGCCAAUGGCUCCAAAAGUGAUGCUACUAAUGUAGUCGUCUUUGAAAAUGAAGACGAUGAAUUUGCUUUUUAA
Messenger RNA from Hibiscus syriacus, 2220 nucleotides. Its product is annotated as G-type lectin S-receptor-like serine/threonine-protein kinase RKS1. Lineage: Eukaryota; Viridiplantae; Streptophyta; Magnoliopsida; Malvales; Malvaceae. Gene Ontology annotation, biological process: recognition of pollen. The transcript has 3 exons. The record is from RefSeq and is a predicted model, not a curated record. The coding region runs from base 1 to 2220 and encodes 739 amino acids. Gene Ontology annotation, molecular function: zinc ion binding; nucleic acid binding.